AACCGAAUUAAGAAGAAGAAGAAAAGCUACGACGAAGAAGUGUCAUCCUUCAGCUGUUGUGGUGGUGGAGUUGAGGAAGGUUUUCCCAGAGGAUAUUGAGUAUGGCUACCGUGGAGCAGAUCACAGCAAUAGGACGGGUUCUGGUGGAUCCAGGUUUGGAUUUGUCCCAGCGCUUCAGAGCUUUAUUCACUUUGAGAAACCUUGGAGGUGCUGAAGCUGUAGAAUGGAUCAGCAAGGCUUUCAGUGAUGACUCUGCUUUACUGAAGCACGAGUUGGCCUACUGCCUGGGACAGAUGCAGGACAGAAGAGCCAUUCCUGUUUUAAUUGAUGUUCUCAAGGACAGGAGUCAGGAACCAAUGGUCAGACACGAAGCAGGAGAGGCUUUGGGAGCGAUUGGUGACUUGGUGGUUCUGAAUCUACUGAAAGAGUACUGCCAUGAUCCUUUCAUAGAGGUUGCAGAGACAUGUCAGCUGGCUGUUUGUCGGCUCGAGUGGUUACAGAGCGAUGGAAAGUCUGAGCUGGAGGAUGGCAAGACGGAUAAAAACCCCUACUGUUCUGUAGACCCGGCCCCUCCAGCCCCAAGGAGGACUGUACCAGAGCUGCGCUUAGCUCUGCUGGAUGAAAGUCUGCCACUGUUUGAACGUUACCGUGCCAUGUUUGCCCUGAGGAACCUGGGCACGGAGGAGGCCGUGCUGGCUCUGGGAGAUGGCCUGCAGAGCUCCAGCGCUCUGUUCCGUCAUGAGAUUGGCUACGUCCUGGGUCAGAUGCAGCACCCGGCGGCGGUACCGGCCCUUCGGGCAGCUCUGGAGUGUUCAGAAGAGAACCCUAUGGUGCGCCACGAAGCGGCAGAGGCUUUGGGCUCCAUUGGAAAAGAGGAAUGUCUGAGUGUGUUGCAGAGUUACUGUAAAGAUGAAGAGCGUGUGGUCAAAGAAAGCUGCGAGGUGGCCCUGGACAUGCUGGAGUAUGAGAACAGUGAGCAGUUCCAGUAUGCAGAUGGCCUGCUCUGUCUGAAGGGACAACUCUAACAGGACCUGGUUGUGUGGGGAGUCCUACAUGUGCAAACAGCAUGUUAAUAAAAGGAACUGUGGGACGAUGCAAAUCUUUUCAGCAUGUGUGGACCUGUGUCGGCUUUAGAAUGAUUAGAUGUUCCAGAGACGACUUGACAAACAAACAUUCAGACUUUGGAAAUAAAACUGCUAUAAUUGAGAGUAUUUUUAUCACCUGCCACUGAAAGGUUAAGACAGACAGAAAUGUUUGUAGCCAUGUGUGCAUUUGUGUUUAUUGAAACGCUGGAUGGAUCUUAAUGUUACUUUGAGAGAAGUGACGGUAAUGAAAUGAGAAACUCACAAACUUUAUUCUAGCGAAUGUUACGGUUAUUAUUAAAGGACACGGUGUUCCUGUAUCUUUUCUUUUCGCAGCAGCGCUCCGUGAAGUAACAACUGAACACGUGUAAACCUGAAAAUCCAACUGUGGUCAGUGCAUGGACCUUUACUGAUGUUUUUCAAGUGACUUGAGUCUGAACGGCCGUGAUGCGUUUCAUCCAGAUGUUGCAUCAGUAAAGUAGGGGUGAGCAGAUUGAGCUAAUUAAUAGUAUUAUACCAAUUUUAUGCAGUUUUAAAUCUUGGAACCACAUGCCUUCAGCCAGCUAGAGCAUUUUUUUAAGUCACCCCUUGUGAGUUCUGUUUAUUUGUCAGAAUGUUUCCACUACAUUAACAAAACUAUAGUAUUAUAAAUGUUUCAUGAAAUUACCACGGCACUGCGAGUGGCAGAGUUACAA
Nematolebias whitei (Rio pearlfish) is the source of this 1777-nucleotide messenger RNA. It is a transcript of the gene dohh, whose product is annotated as deoxyhypusine hydroxylase/monooxygenase. Gene Ontology annotation, molecular function: deoxyhypusine monooxygenase activity. The record is from RefSeq and is a predicted model, not a curated record. Bases 102 to 1025 code for a protein of 307 amino acids. Gene Ontology annotation, biological process: peptidyl-hypusine biosynthetic process. Lineage: Eukaryota; Metazoa; Chordata; Actinopteri; Cyprinodontiformes; Rivulidae. The transcript has 6 exons.